AUGGCCGCAAAGGCCAAAAGUGACCGCGUAAAGGGGUACCCUUCCUUUUCCACACGAAACAACGGCUUCUUCUCCAGGCAGCGGAGGAAGAUCUCCGCCAGCCUGCCCCGGUUCAGACUCAACUCCAUGCUAGACUACGGCGAGAAGGAGAAGCUCGGAAGGGGGCGAUGGUCUGGUCCAAACGGUAGCCCGCUCCUAUACAGGAUCAAAACACUGCUCGGCAGUCUCCUACGCCGCACGAGAAUACGCCUUCUUCUAUUAUCCAUUUUGUUGUUUAUUCUAUGGCUUUGCUUUUCAUCACGCGGAGGAAAGAAAAUAGUAUUAAUUGUUGCGUCUAAUGUCGGCGGCGGUGUUAUGGAGUGGAAGGGCGCGCGCGAAUGGGCUAUCGAGAGAGACAGUCUCCGCAAUAAGAAGAAAUACGUCAAGAGAUGGGGGUACGACCUCGAGAUCGUUAACAUGGUCACCAAGAAACGAUACGCCCACGAAUGGAGAGAAGGCUGGGAGAAGGUCGAUGUCAUCCGUGGCGCGCUGCGGAAAUAUCCCAAAGCCGAAUGGUUCUGGUGGCUGGAUCUAAAUACCUUCAUAAUGGAACCCUCAUACUCCGUCGAAAGCCACAUUCUCAACGGUCUAGAGAAAAAGACUUACCGAGACAUAAACAAAUACAACCCCCUCAACAUCACUCACCCCCCUUCCCUCCCUUACCUAGACCCUCUGUGCCUCUCACCCGAAGGCGACAAGAAAACAUCAUCAAUCAACCUGAUCGUGCCUCAGGACUGCUCCGGCUUCAAUCUAGGCUCCUUCAUGAUCCGACGCUCCACCUGGACAGACCGACUUCUCGACAUCUGGUGGGACCCCGUCCUCUACGAACAGAAACACAUGGAGUGGGAGCACAAAGAGCAAGACAGCCUCGAACACCUCUACACCCACCAGCCAUGGGUCAGACCGCACGUCGCCUUCAUCCCACAGCGAAGAAUGAACUCCUUCCCACCCGGUGCUUGCGGCGACGGCACAGAUCCCGGAAUCCACUACCAGCGCAAGGACAGGGACUUCCUAGUCAACAUGGCUGGCUGUGAAUGGGGUCGAGACUGCUGGUCCGAGAUCUACAAUUACAGGGAACUUAGCAACUAUCUCAACAGAACGCUCUGGGAGAAGUUCAAGGACGCUCUAAGUGACCAGUGGAAUAGAAUGCUAGGUAAAGAAGUCAAGAAGAAGCCUUGA
Messenger RNA from Trichophyton benhamiae CBS 112371, 1218 nucleotides. RefSeq lists its product as uncharacterized. The record is from RefSeq and is a predicted model, not a curated record. Gene Ontology annotation, cellular component: Golgi membrane. Lineage: Eukaryota; Fungi; Ascomycota; Eurotiomycetes; Onygenales; Arthrodermataceae. The transcript has 3 exons. Gene Ontology annotation, molecular function: glycosyltransferase activity. The coding region runs from base 1 to 1218 and encodes 405 amino acids. Gene Ontology annotation, biological process: protein N-linked glycosylation.